Pygocentrus nattereri (red-bellied piranha) is the source of this 2149-nucleotide messenger RNA. RefSeq names its product UPF0472 protein C16orf72 homolog (gene hapstr1b). Lineage: Eukaryota; Metazoa; Chordata; Actinopteri; Characiformes; Serrasalmidae. The record is from RefSeq and is a predicted model, not a curated record. The transcript is spliced from 4 exons. Bases 291 to 1085 code for a protein of 264 amino acids.
GGAUCCGAGUUGUUUUCUGCGUCGUCCUUUUAUUAUUUUCUCCUCCUCCUCUCCAGUUUUGUUUGUGAGCCGGCGGAGAGGUGGAGAGAAGACCGACGGACGGACGGACUAUGGCAGUCGAAGCCUGAAGCUCGGACAGCUGUCGGAUGAGGCCGCGGCGGCUCUAAAGAAAGGAAGACUGGGGGAUUUACACACUGUAGAUAUUUACAUAUAAAACACUAACGGUAAUCUCAGCGUUAGAGCCGAGAGAGCUGGUGUGAGCGUCGGCGGCCGCAACAGCAGCAGCAGCGAUGGAGGAGAAGAAGGAGGAGAGCGAAGCGGAGAUCCAGGAGCACGGGCCGGAGCACUGGUUCUCCAAAUGGGAGCGGCAGUGCCUGGCCGAGGCCGAACAGGACGAGCCGAGCGAGGAGGACGUCGAGCAGAGCCGGCAGAAGCUCUGGCAUCUCUUCCAGAACUCCGCCACGGCGGUCGCGCAGCUCUAUAAAGAUAGAGUUUGUCAGCAACAGGGCCUUUCUUUGUGGGUUCCCUUUCAAAAUGCUGCUACUGCCGUCACCAACCUCUACAAAGAGAGCGUGGAGGCCCACCAGAGGAGCUACGAGCUUGGCAUUCAGAUCGGCCAUCAACGGCGGAACAAGGACGUGCUGGCCUGGGUGAAGAAGAGGAGGCGGACCAUUCGUCGAGAAGACCUCAUCAGCUUCCUGUGUGGCAAGGCCCCACCCCCGCGCAGCUCCAGGGCCCCGCCCAGACUGGCCAUGGUGUCGCCCAGCCGGCCCACAUCCUCGGAAACGAGCUCGUCCGUGGAGACGGAUCUGCAGCCUUUCAGGGAGGCCAUCGCUUUGCAUGGCCUAAGCGGUGCCAUGGCAAGCAUCAGUAUGCGCUCUGGAGCUCCGGGGUCGCCCACACACCUGAGCGCCAGCUCCGCCCCGGGGCGCCGCAGAAACGGUCUCCACGACGUGGACCUCAACACCUUCAUCGCCGAGGAGAUGGCGCUCCACCUGGACAAUGGCACUCGGAAACGAAGCUCCGCCCAGUGCAAUGACGUCAUCACAGACUCGCCCACCCACAAACGCAAUAGGAUGAUCUGAGCUGUCGCGAGAAACGACAAAAAAAAGGCAAAAAAACAAACAAGUUAAAAUAAAGUAAACGACAGAAAAAUAAAAGCGAAAAAAGCCACUCCUCAGUCAUCCUCCCAUCUUUACUCUGACCAGGAAACAAUAAGCAGCCGAUUUUUAAAAAAAAUCUCUGAUUGGUCUAAAGAGCCCAGUGAGGUCACAAUGGGAGGCGGAGCUCAGCGCAGAGGCCGAAGUGCCCUUCCAUACAAUUGUGUCUACAUAAACACACAUACGCACACGCCCUCCAUUCACUCUGGUUCUGUUCUUGUCUGUUUGAAUGUCUCGAGUCCAUAAGGUCGCAUUAAGGCAGUACUGACACUUUACAGAGUGCAGGAAAAGGAAGAAUUACACUUUUGUUGUUGUUUUUUUCUGUCUGUGCGUAUUAAGGGCAGUGUGUUUAGGUGGUGCGAGUGUUGCUGUGAACGCGUGGGUGUGCAUGUUUAACACUGAACCGUGUGCGUGAUCGUGGAUCCGUCUCGUCUACACGUGUGAGAAUUUGCAAGUAUUCCGACAUUAAAGCGUGCGCGUUUGCACGAGAGAGGUGUGGAGCGUGUGUGUGGUACCUGCCUCUUCCAACAGCGCCUGUCACUGCCCCAGCUCUCAGCUACCACACUGCGGCUUAAAGAGCAACAAACGCUUUUUUUAUUUUAAAAUAUUAUUUACUAUGUUAUUUUAUUUGUAUAUUUUUUUUGCCGUCUCUAUUUGCUGCUCGAGUAGCAGGCACAAGUGCUCCGAUAGCUGUACUUACUCUAUUGAGCACGACCCUGAAUCACUUAUUUUUCUCCUACGAACCUCCCUCGUCCCCUUUAUGCGUUCAUCCCAUCAUCCCUACCCCUCCCUCCCUCCCUCCUUUACCCUCCCGCUCCCUCCCUUCCACCCCAGCACCUUUGUCUCCAGUGUAACAUUAUGUAAUGUAAAUAACUGUAGGUGCUGACAUAGACUUGUGGUACAUAUUGUAAAAAAGAGCUGUGCAGAGACCAUUGAAUUGUUAAUGUACAAUAAUGAUUCUUGCAUUAAAGAAAUCAAGCUUUUAACUA